This is a messenger RNA of Archocentrus centrarchus (flier cichlid), 2234 nucleotides long. It is a transcript of the gene adra1bb, whose product is annotated as adrenoceptor alpha 1Bb. The transcript is spliced from 2 exons. Gene Ontology annotation, cellular component: plasma membrane. Bases 253 to 1773 code for a protein of 506 amino acids. Gene Ontology annotation, biological process: adenylate cyclase-activating adrenergic receptor signaling pathway; positive regulation of MAPK cascade; cell-cell signaling. Gene Ontology annotation, molecular function: alpha1-adrenergic receptor activity. Lineage: Eukaryota; Metazoa; Chordata; Actinopteri; Cichliformes; Cichlidae. The record is from RefSeq and is a predicted model, not a curated record.
AGGAGGCAGGAGAUGACUGCUGCCCCCCUCACUUCUCCACUAAGCUCUCAGGAGAGUGGGGGGAGAGGGACUGCAUGGGGGAACGUACGGCUGCACAGUGAUCGUUUUUCUCUGAUAAAACAUUUGGAAACUAACUUGAAGAAGCGCGGUCAGCCGUGCGCACGCACACCAUUUUUGGCUGUUUGUGUUAAAUCCCUUUCUUUACGGUCACAAGUGAUCUGAAGCCUGCUAUGGAGGACUUCUUGAAUCAAAAUGAGUCUGAGCACUGACAAUGUCACAGACUUGUGGAAAAAUGGUUCCUCGGAACUCGACGGGGCGUCUUCCCAGUUCAAUUUCACCAACAGCUCUGGGGGUAACCACACGGAGAUGGACCUCACCCGGGCCGUCCCGCUCGGCUUGGUGCUCGGGGCUUUUAUCGUGUUUGCCAUCGCAGGCAACAUCCUCGUAAUUCUCUCUGUAGUGUGCAACAGGCACCUGCGGACCCCGACCAAUUACUUCAUCAUCAAUCUGGCUAUCGCAGACUUGCUGCUGGGUACCACUGUGCUGCCGGUGUCUGCCACUUUGGAGAUCCUAAACUACUGGGUGUUCGGCAGGAUCUUCUGUGACAUCUGGGCGGCGGUAGAUGUGUUGUGCUGCACCGCGUCCAUCAUGAGCUUGUGCGUAAUAUCUAUUGACCGCUACAUCGGGGUGAGCCACCCGCUGCAGUACCCAGGUAUCGUGACGGAGAAGCGGGCUCUGCUGGCCAUGCUUGGGGUCUGGGUGCUGUCGGUGGUCAUCUCCAUCGGACCUCUGCUCGGGUGGAAGCAGCCACCGUCGCCGGACGACACGAUGUGUCCCAUCACCGAGGAGCCGUUUUACGCGCUAUUCUCCUCUCUCGGCUCCUUCUACAUCCCUCUUGUCGUUAUACUGGUCAUGUACUGCCGUGUGUACAUAGUCGCUAAAAGGACCACUAAGAACCUGGAGGCAGGUGUGAUGCGUGAGAGGAUGAACUCCAGCGAGCUGACCCUCAGGAUCCACAAGGGAUCUCAGGUGCACGAGGAUCCCGGCAGCUCUGGCACCGGCAAGGGCCGCGCGCACCAGGCUAGAAGUUCGCUCACGGUGAAACUGUUGAAAUUCUCCCGGGAGAAGAAAGCAGCUAAAACUCUGGGAGUUGUGGUCGGCAUGUUUACUCUUUGCUGGCUGCCCUUUUUUCUCGCCUUACCCAUAGGGUCCUUUAAUGUGAACCUGAGGCCACCUGAAUUCCUCUUCAAAGUAAUUUUCUGGCUUGGCUACUUCAACAGCUGUCUGAACCCCAUCAUCUACCCCUGCUACAACCGUGAGUUCAAGCUGGCCUUCAUUCGGAUCCUGAGAUGCCAGUGUCACCAGCGCAAACGUCCCAGCUGGAGAGAGUACAAUUACCGUUCCUCUAACUUCAGCUCCUCUGGAAAUUCACGCAAAAGCUCGACAGACCACAACUCCAGCUGUCUGAAUGGAAGCCAGCGUACUCUGCCGUCCUCAGCCAGUCCGAGCCCGAGUUACCUGAGUAAAGGUCUCCCACCUUGCCCUGAGGGGGAAGCUUUAUACAUCUGGGGAGCUACCACUCCGACUCCCUCCACACCCAACCUGCUGCCUGGCAGCCCCAUCGACUGCCAGCAGACAGCUCUGAGACAGGUUGGAAGAGGGGGGAAAGCAGCUGAGGAGACUACAGGAGGAGUUUUCUCUUUCUCCUUUGUGAAGAGUAAAGACAAGGGAGGGGUCAACAAAGAAAUUAUUGUGCCUGUUGACAAAAUGUGACUGACUAAGAUGGGACUUACUGAUUCAUUCCUUAUAGGGAUUACAGUAACAAAAAGAGUGUGGAUGUAGGAUUUCACAGGUUUCACUGUACAUGGUCCCAUGAUCAUUCAUCAGUCAGUGGAUUACCAUUGCCAUAAGCUGUCAAUGUAAGGUGAAGAGUACUGAUUAUGCUGCUGUAUCACAGGUAUUUUGUUUCUUGUUACUGUAACUGGGAUUAACAGUAAGGUUUCUUUCAGUAGACAGUAACAGUUUUGAGACAGUGUUUGCUGCCCUCUUUGGACUGGACACAAAUCUGCGCAUGCAUUUUGAUUGAACUGAAACACCGUCUGAAGGAGGUAAGACUGAAAGGAUCUCCACCCAGCAUAGCCUUUCAUUUACCCCCCUUUCAGUUAAAACUCCACAUCUGCUCUGUAAAAAAGACAACGUGUCAAAGAACCUGAGUCGUGUUAAAAAAAAAAAAA